UUGUGAACAUGCGCAAUUCGUUCUCCGUAGCUUUUUUUUUUUUUUAAAUCGAAAGUGAGCACGCGCAUAAUGAGAGGGUUGGCCCUCUGAAGUUUGAACAGGACGGAAACGGCUGGUUCUGGUCUGUCCGUUGCUUGCUUUUUUGAGGGAAUAGGCCUAGUUUGCAUCUCAGCAUGUCAAUAGUAACAGUGCAACUUGGUCAGUGUGGUAAUCAGAUUGGUUUUGAAGUAUUUGAUGCUCUAUAUACUGACUCACACUGUCCCCAGGGACUCUGCUCUAAAAGAGAGAAUGAGGCAUAUCAAGCAUCUUGCAAAGAAAGAUUCUUCAGUGAGGAGGAAAAUGGAGUUCCAGUUGCCCGGGCUGUCCUUGUUGAUAUGGAACCUAAAGUUACCAAUCAAACACUAUCAAAGGCUGCCCAGUCUGGCCGAUGGAAAUAUGGCCAGCAUUCGUGCUUCUGUCAAAAACAAGGUUCUGGAAACAACUGGGCAUAUGGUUACUCUGUUCAUGGACCCAGGCAUGAAGAAUCUAUAAUGAACCUAAUCCAGAAGGAAGUGGAGAAAUGUGACUCUUUGAGUGGUUUUUUCAUCAUAAUGAGUAUGGCUGGGGGCACAGGAUCAGGGCUAGGAGCCUUUGUUACACAGAAUUUACAAGAUCAGUACUCAAACUCUUUGAAAAUGAAUCAGAUUAUAUGGCCUUAUGGAACUGGUGAGGUUAUUGUCCAGAACUACAACUCCAUUUUGACUCUUUCUCACUUGUACCGAUCUUCAGAUGCCCUCCUUGUUCAUGAAAAUGAUGCUCUUCAUAAGAUCUGUGCGAAACUGAUGAACAUCAAGCAGAUCUCCUUUAGUGAUAUAAACCAAGUCCUUGCACAUCAGUUGGGAAGCGUGUUCCAGCCUACGUAUUCUGUGGAAGGCUCAUGUCACUACAGAAGAAAUCCAUUAGGAGACUUAAUGGAGAAUUUAGUUCCCCAUCCUGAAUUCAAGAUGCUGGGUAUUCGUAACAUUCCUCAAAUGUCUGAGAACUCACUGGCAUACAGCACAUUUACUUGGGCUGGCCUCCUCAAACAUCUGAGACAGAUGCUCAUUUCUAAUUCAAAAAUGGAAGAAGGUAUUGAUUGGCAGGUACGGCCUCCUUUAUCAGGACUUCCUACUCUGGGUAAAGCGUCUCUCAACAGGGGGCUUCAUUUUAACAUGUCCAUUGCCAACUUGGUCAUCCUUCGUGGGAAAGAUGUGCACAGUGCGGAUCUGGGAGGAUUUAAAGAUUCAGCCCUCUAUACUUCUUGGUUAGAGCCUAUUAAUGCUUUCAAUGUGUGGAAAACCCAGCGAGCCUUUAGCAAAUAUGAGAAGUCUGCAGCUUUGGUCAGCAAUAGCCAGUUCUUACUAAAACCACUUGAUACGAUUGUGGGCAAAGCCUGGAAUAUGUUUGCUUCAAAAGCCUACAUUCAUCAGUACACAAAAUUUGGAAUUGAAGAAGAGGACUUUUUGGACAGUUUCACAUUGUUAGAACAGGUUGUUGCCAGUUACUGCAACCUCUGAUCUCGAACAAAGGAAAAAAAGGACUUUAAGUCAUUUUUGGGCUAAAAUAUUUUCAAUAGUACUUUCUCUGUACGGUUUUCAAAUCUCUACCUGUUAAACUAACAAAGUCAAAUGCUGUUUCCUUUGGCAUAUUAUGACCACAGAAAAGGAGGAAAACCUUUUAAACCGAGAACAUCAUGUUUUCAAUGAAAACAUCUACUUGGUAUUUUCAUUUGUAAGAAAGAAACUGGUGCUUCCAUAAAAAAAUUUGGAAACACUUUGCUGAAAUGUUGGAACUCUGGAAGUAUCCAAAAAAGGGAAUAUUCUGUUUUGUCCCCAUGUUUCUAAGUCUUCCCUUUUUUUUUUUUUUAAAGACUUUAUUUAUUUGAGAGAGAGCAUGGGGGAGGGACAGAGGGAAAGGCAGGCAUCCCACUGAGCAGGGAGCCUGAUAUGGGGGUUGAUCUCGGGACUCCGGAAGUCUUCCCUUCUUUAUUCCAAAAAGGAUUCACUAAAUACCAGCUAAACUUUUACAGCACAAUUUGAAACAGAGAUUGCGGUUAUGCAUUUAAUUGAAGUGGAUGCUUUGAACCACAAGAGGGAGCUAUUGUCAAAUGCUAGAUUAUGAACUUUUAAAUAUUUUCUUCUGUAACAGUAAGAUUUUCCACUUUAAGCAGCUAUUUAAAAAUAAAUAUCAGAUUUUGUUAAUAAAUGUAUAUCAUGCUUAAGUACAAAAGUAAGGAAGUAAAUGCUUUUAAAAUUUUCUAGGCAUCAGAAAAUUGGGUCAGUUUUUCUUUUAGAUCUUGAAAUGUAAGAGCAGAAAGUGACUUUAUUCGACUAGUGCUUUCAGAUUACUUAUAGGUAUUUAGCUAGCGUGAAAGAUGUUAUGCUUGUCAGUAAAAAGGGUAAGUUUUCACUAAAAUUUCACAAAGUUGAGAAAAUUACCACCAAGGAAAUACCGUCCUUGAUGAAAUUGAACAUACAGAUGUGGGUUUCACUCAGAACAAAACACACUUGGAAAUUGGCAACUGAGUUUGAGGGUAAUUGUGUAUUUCAAUAAAACAUGUCACAUGCAGUGUAUUAACAAAUGUCAAAUGGGAAACAAAUAGGAACAUUUGCCCCUUCUGCCAAAUCUACCAGUGGUGAUUUAUUUUUAUAUGGAAAAAUGACAGUUCACAGCUUCACUGGUUUCUUCCUUUUCUUUCCAUAUGGAAAUGAUUACUUUUUUGCUGUUUUUCUUAUCAACUGUUGCUAUGAUUUAAAAUACUGAGCCAUAUCUUAUUUCUAAGGAAUGUAAAAAGUGGUCUGUUCAGCCACUAAGAGGCACACCCCUCUGCUGCAUUUUGUUAACCCAAGUAUACUUGAAAAAUAAUCAGAUAAUGAUUUUUACAAAAUAAAGUUAAAAGUAAUGGUUUUACACUGAA
Molecule: messenger RNA, 2935 nt
Organism: Callorhinus ursinus (northern fur seal)
Lineage: Eukaryota; Metazoa; Chordata; Mammalia; Carnivora; Otariidae
Gene: TUBD1
Product: tubulin delta 1
Biological process (GO): microtubule-based process
Cellular component (GO): microtubule
Molecular function (GO): GTP binding; structural constituent of cytoskeleton
Source: RefSeq, a predicted model, not a curated record